UGAGAGGUUACAGUUACUGCAAGUUCUCAACAGAGAGACUCUGGGCGAGCUGAAUGAAAUGGGUGGCCGCCUCCCUCGACACUGUGUGACUGAGAGGCUGUCGUUGAAAACCAAGCCCUUGGAGCUGGUGAAACUUUCGGCGGAGGUUCCUGCCCAGGAAAGGAUCCAGAUUGUCCAUCAGACCCUGCAUCACCUCCGCAGGAUCUACAGUAUGAACCUGAGCUCAGUCAGCUGGGUCCAGAGCUCAGUGGAACUCCUCCGGCUUCUGUUGGAUCGGCAGCUCAGAGAGCUGGAUGUGUGUGUCCGGAAACCAGGCUCAGAGUCCAGACCAAGGAAGAAUGCCGCAAUUCUUAAAUACUUUCAGAAAUUGAGAGAGUUUCUGAAACAGAAGGGAUUCAGCAACUGUGCCUGGGAGAUAACCCGCACUGAGACCAUGACGCAUUUGAAACAGCUCCUUCUCAUUAUGGCAAAAAUCAGCAGAGAUCACUGAAGAUUUUCCAGAGUCAAUUUCAUGAGGGAUCAAGAUUUAUGACUAUUUAUUUAAAAUAAAUUUCAAGGAAAAGUAUAUCUGAACAGACUGAUAUUACAUUCAAAAAUAAAUUAAACUAAAUGCUAGAAAUGUUAAUGGAAACACCAACUGGUGCAAAUAAUCAGUGCACGUGCAGAAGAAACCUGAGUUAAUUCCUCGAGUCAAUGCUCAUAAACUUGAAACACUAACUGUUGUUCACUCCUCUCAGCAGUUGUCGGAGCUGUGCAUGUUUGCAGUAUUUUCUGUUUUUACUAUUUAUUAUAUAACUAUAUGAAUCACACAUUUUCAUUUGGCAAGUGAUGUGGAAGG
Molecule: messenger RNA, 838 nt
Organism: Hypanus sabinus (Atlantic stingray)
Lineage: Eukaryota; Metazoa; Chordata; Chondrichthyes; Myliobatiformes; Dasyatidae
Product: interferon omega-1-like
Exons: 4
Coding region: 59-490 (143 amino acids)
Biological process (GO): defense response
Cellular component (GO): extracellular region
Molecular function (GO): cytokine receptor binding
Source: RefSeq, a predicted model, not a curated record